This is a messenger RNA of Rhincodon typus (whale shark), 984 nucleotides long. RefSeq names its product anionic trypsin-2-like. Bases 500 to 916 code for a protein of 138 amino acids. The transcript has 3 exons. Gene Ontology annotation, biological process: proteolysis. Gene Ontology annotation, molecular function: serine-type endopeptidase activity. NCBI's taxonomy places the organism in Eukaryota, Metazoa, Chordata, Chondrichthyes, Orectolobiformes, Rhincodontidae. The record is from RefSeq and is a predicted model, not a curated record.
UGUCGAGGACCCUCCCCAUUGUAAAUAAAGGGUGACUCCAAUGAUACCGGCCUCUUGUGGAGUUAUUUCAAUCGAUCCUAGUUCUUCUAACUCCAAUGAGAGAGGGCCUAACCCCUUCUACGUAAGACAGUCCCUCCAUCCCCGGGGUCGGCCGAGCGAACUUUCUCUGGAUGACUCCAGCUCCACUUUACUUUCUCUGUCUUCCUGCUGCAAUUGAUGCUGUGCAUAUUUUUAGCCAAACCCUGAGCUCUGAAUGAGACCAGGACGUUCAUACAACCGAGCUGAGGUGCAGAUGAGUUGCUGAGCAAGGAGCGAGGGGCCGAGAGGCCUCAUCCGGUGGCUCACCCUGGGCAUCUGUUGUCACUGCAGGCCCAAGCUGUUGACUGCGUGGGUCGGGGCCCAUGACCUAUCCACGGAGGAAAGCUCCCGGCAGUUUUCCAGGGUUAUUCGAACAAUCCGACACCCCGGCUACAGCCAUAGAACCACCGACAAUGACAUCAUGCUGAUGAAGAUUGCUCCCCCGGUAAAACUCAACGAUAAAAUCCAGCCUGUGCAUCUGCCCAGCUCCUGUGCCAGGAAUGGAAGCCAUUGUCUUGUCUCCGGGUGGGGCAACACCAUGCUCGAUGGGGAGCAGUAUCCAGACCGCUUGCAAUGUCUCGACGUCCCCAUCCUCCCAGACCCCGAGUGUAGGGCCAGCUACGGUGAUAAUGUCACCCCCAACAUGUUCUGUGCCGGAUUCCUGGAAGGUGGAAAAGAAGCAUGCCAGGUCGACUCGGGGGGUCCGCUGGUGUGUGACGGGGUGCAGCAAGGUAUUGUUUCGUGGGGCCUGGACUGCGGGCAACCUGGAUGGACCACCAUUUAUACCAAGCUCUGUAACUACAUCUCCUGGAUCAACGAGACCAUAGCAUCCAACUAACAGCGUCCGCUCACUCUCCGCCAAACACCUGACCUGUAGUCACAUUAAAGACCGACCUCUCUCAUGUA